This is a messenger RNA of Hydra vulgaris (swiftwater hydra), 372 nucleotides long. RefSeq names its product chitinase domain-containing protein 1-like. Gene Ontology annotation, cellular component: endomembrane system. The record is from RefSeq and is a predicted model, not a curated record. Gene Ontology annotation, molecular function: oligosaccharide binding. Lineage: Eukaryota; Metazoa; Cnidaria; Hydrozoa; Anthoathecata; Hydridae.
AUGGUAACUGAACACAACUUCACGUGGAACAGUAAUGGCUACGAUGUAGCAAAAAUGUUUCCAAAGGUCACUCAUAUAUCUCCUGUUUGGUUGCAAAUCAAAACUUCUUCUCCUGGUAAAUAUUUUAUUACAGGGGCACAUGAUAUAGAUAAUAAUUGGAUUAAAGAUAUAAAAAGAUUAAGUGGAGGUCUGUCAAAAGUAUUACCAAGAAUAUUAUUUGAAAAGUGGUCAGUCUCAGAUCUUCAAGCAUUGUUUAGCAAAGAAAAAAGUCUUCUUUUGCUUGUUACAAAAAUUGUUGAUUUUAUUGAGCUUCAUGACUUUGAUGGAAUUGUGCUGGAAAUAUGGAGCCAAUUUGCUCACAAUAAGAAUUAA